GCUUUCGUGGCGCGGAGAACCGAGCUGUUGAAUCCAGUCGUCCUUGUGGACUGUCCUAAGUGGAGAGCAAGCAAAGGCAGGGAAUUAGUUCAGAAUGACUUCCAAGUGCCCCAGAUGCGAAAAACCCGUGUUUUUUGCUGAGAAAGUCAGCUCCUUGGGGAAGAACUGGCACCGAUUCUGCCUGAAAUGUGAACGCUGUAACAAGACCCUGUCGCCGGGCGGACAUGCGGAGCAUGAUGGAAUGCCCUAUUGUCACAAGCCCUGCUACGGGACCCUAUUUGGACCCAAAGGUGUCAAUAUCGGAGGGGCGGGCUCCUACAUCUACGACACCCCGCCCCCCACCCCGGUUAACAAAUCACUGGACAGCCCCUCAGACGGAUCCCCCACCACCCCCUGGACCCCAGCCCAGAUGACCAGACAGCAGCCAAAGGGUAACUGGGGAGUUGCCCCCACUUACGUGAAGACAUUUGCAGGAGAGACAUCGCUUUGUCCAGGGUGUGGAAAGGUGGUUUAUUUCGCUGAGAAGGUGAUGUCAUUGGGAAGAAACUGGCAUCGACCCUGCCUACGCUGUGACAGAUGUAAGAAAACACUGACCUCUGGUGGCCACGCUGAGCAUGAUGGGAGACCCUAUUGCCAUGUACCUUGCUAUGGAUACCUGUUUGGGCCAAAAGGAGUCAACAUUGGAGAAGUUGGCUGCUACGUCUAUGAUGACGACAACAAGCAAAAUGAAAUCAUAAGCCAGUCUUAACUGCCCACCUCCGAGGAUUGUGUCAUGGUAUCUGAUUGGCAUUUUUAUGCACAAAUGAGUUUACCUACAGGUGAAAACUGAUACUCUUGUUUCCUGAGAAAUAAGCUUAGUGGCUGACACGUAUAGCCCCUGCACAUGAACUUAACAACGGUGCUGUAUAUUUAUUUUUGGCAAAAUGUAUUUUUAUAUGCUUUUAAAACUGGUAGAUUCUUGUAACAGACCAUCUUAUUUAAAUGUGACCAAAUUCAAACAAUUUAUAGCACUUAAAAUUGACAUGGAUAUUGAGAUUGGGCAUUAAUGUGGCUUUCAUAUCAAUGUUUUACAAAUAUAUAUUGAAAAGGUGGGCUUUAACAAUAAAAUUAUAAUAAAUAUCAUGAAUCAAUGAAGAAUCUUGAAGAAUCCCAAUCAGUAUUUGAAUUAUCUCAGUAUAUACGUAGGUGUUACUUUAUUAAAUAAUUCCGGUUGUAAAAAAUGCAGAUAUUCCACCUCUCAAAGCUGGUUGCCAAUUCCCAUUGUAUGACGAUGAUUUAAACUUGUGAUAGCUGCACUAAUACUUGUUGUUUAGAUAUGGAUGGCAUUUUUUCACCUUUUAAAUGGAUUAGAUUUUUUAUUCAACUCUAUUUGCAUGUGUCUGUGCAAGUGUGAUCUUUCAUAUAUACGUAUUUAUGCAUAACCUUAAUGGAUCACUUUGUAUUGAGCGUUGUCACUGACUGUCAAGUACAAGUAUAAAGUUUUGUUCUAGUU
Molecule: messenger RNA, 1492 nt
Organism: Conger conger (European conger)
Lineage: Eukaryota; Metazoa; Chordata; Actinopteri; Anguilliformes; Congridae
Gene: crip3
Product: cysteine-rich protein 3
Exons: 7
Coding region: 95-748 (217 amino acids)
Source: RefSeq, a predicted model, not a curated record